AUGAACUUUGACGAACGGAUUUUGGUGGAAACCAUACAGACUUUUCCAUGUAUAUGGAACACCAAGAAUAAGGAGCACCAGGAUUCAUUGAUUGUCGAGAAUGCUUGGAAAAGCAUUGCUAUAAUGAUGGCUGAAAGUGUUGAAAGCUGCAAAGAUACUUGGAAAAGUCUUCGGUCCAAAUACAUUAGGGAGAGAAAACGCAGCCUCAAAAUGUCAUCAGGAUCAGCUUCCUAUUCAGGAAAUUGGCCCCUAUAUAAAAGCAUGAGCUUUUUAGCCUCCGUUAUACAAACGAGAAGAUCAAUUAGUAAUGUUGCCACCAAGAAAACUGGAAGAGUGUCACCACCACUUCAAACGCCCUUUUCCAGUUUAUGGUCUGCGAUGGUGGCAAAAGAUGAAUCCUCGUUACAAGAAACGUCUGGGCGGACCGAUGAGGAUUCUAAAGCUGCAAGCACAGAAACAGAGGAAGCGGUUCAAAAUAUUUCAGAGGAUUUGACACCUCAUGAUUCCGCUUCUUGUACCACUGCAAUCACCCCGAGUGGAACCACCACCCUCCAACCAAUAUCUGUAAGACAGGGUGUGAAGAGGAAGCAGUGUUCUGCAACACCAUCUCCCUCUAUAAAGGAAAAUUCGGCUGAUCCGGAAACACAAGCAAGCAGUGAAGACCGUUACUUCGGACUAAGCUUGGCGGAGUCCCUAGGCAAAAUAGGAAAUAGUAAAAAAAAAAUGAUUGUAAAAGCAAAGAUUUUAACUAUCAUGGCUGAAGCACUGGAUGAUUGACUGA
Molecule: messenger RNA, 781 nt
Organism: Ceutorhynchus assimilis (cabbage seed weevil)
Lineage: Eukaryota; Metazoa; Arthropoda; Insecta; Coleoptera; Curculionidae
Source: the annotation of a GenBank genome assembly